AUGCAGAGGCUUGGAGUUAAAGGUGAAGAAUCUGAUAUCCUUGAGGGGAAUAUUGGAGCAGCAAAAUUCUGCAGUCAGAGAGACAUGAUACCAGGUCAAGAAAGUGAUGGGAGUUCAGCUACAAACAAUACUGAAAAACCCUGUGCCAUGGUUGUCCCUGACAUUGAACUGAUCUGUGAAAUUUUGUUGGUUGUUGAAGGGUUUAUUGAUGUGUGCUUGUUAGCCAGCAAGUUUAGCACCUUGUAUACUCUCUGCAGGGAACUGUUCUCUAAACAGGACCACUGUGACUGGGGACUUCGUGCUAUCAAAUCAGUUCUGGUAGCUGCUGGCUUACUGAAAUGGAGAAACAAGAACAGACCUGAGGAUCAGGUGCUUUUGUGAGCCUUAAGAGACUUCAAUUUGCUUAAAAUAGUGACAGAUGAUAUCCCAAUUUUCAUGGGCCUGAUCAGUGACCUGUUUCCAGCUCUGGAUGUUCCAGGGAUAAGGAACCUGUAAUUUGAACAGAUGGUUAAACAAUUUACCCUGGAGCUUGACUUGUAGCCUGAAAAGAGCUUUAUUCUCCAAGCUGUUCAGCUGGAAGAGCAACUGGCAGUGUGUCACUCCAUGUUUGCUGCUGGAAAUGCAGGGACUGGAAAGAGCAAGGUACCUGCCGACCUACACAGUGGGUGCUGAAAACUGCAUUACACCUACGUGAACACGCAACAAAAGUCCAUUUGGAAUGGCCUCAACCCAAAAGCUCUGACAGCUGAUGAACUGUUUGGUUUUAUACACAGUGCAACACAAGAUGGAAAUUAUAUUCUGCUGUCUUUUCUUCUGAGAGAGCAAACUAAUAUUAACCAUGAGGGGUCAAAAUGGUUAGUUUUGGAUGGGGAUGUAAAUUCCAUGUGGAUUGAGUCACUUAAUACUGUUAUAGCUGAUAACAAGGUUCUGACCCUUACAAGCAAUGAACAUGUGCUGGAGACUCCAUCGAUGCAGCUACUGUUUGAGGUGCACCAUUUAAAAGCUGCAGCCACAGCUACAGGAUACAGAGCUGGCCUCCUGUCUGAACACAAGGACCUGGGCUGGAAUCCGUGAUAUGUUGCCAGCUGGAUAGAAUAAAGGAUACACCAAUCCAAAAAGGCUAACAGGACUGUUCUCUUUGGUAAAUAUGUGCCUCCUUACUUGGAACAACUCAAAACAAACUCUAAAACUGUUGCUCCUAUUCCUGAAAAUAUUAUGAUGCUGCGUGAUCUUUCAGAGAUGCUUGAAAAAAAAAAAAAAAAGGAGGAAAAAGCUCGUUGUAACUGUGGCCCAGUAGGAAAUAAACUUAUCUAUUUUAUGGAUGAUUUGAAUAUGCCUAAAGUGGAUAGCUAUGGUCUACCUCAUGUAUUGAUUCAGCAGCAUAUAGAUUAUGAACACUGGAGACAGAAGCUAACUAUUAAAGAAGUAUGUAAUUGUCAAUAUAUUGCCUGUAUGAAUCCAACUACUGGGAGCUUCACAAUCUACCCUAAGCUCCAGGGACAUUUUGCAGUAUUUGCUUUGAACUUCCUUUCCUCGGAUUCCCUGACUACUAUCUAUAGCAAGCUAGUUUGUUUCCACUUCCAGCAGCAUGCUUUCAGUCCACCAGUACUGAAGAAUAUUCCAGCCAUCACACAAGUAGCCACACGGCUUCACAAGGCAGUGAUUCAAAACUUCUCACCAACUGCUGUUAAAUUUCACUAUGUCUUUAACCUGAGAGACCUCCCCAAUGUCUUACAGAAUGUGGAAGACCAAGCACUGCUGCAACUUCUGUUCAUCUAUUGCCAUUUUGCAAACAGCAGAGCAGCCCCUUGCUACAAACCAGUGAAGGGAUGGGAAGUACUAAGGAAUGUACUUAAGGAGUUCCUAGAAAGCUACAAUGAAAUGCAUGCUUUGAUGAACCUAGACUUAUUUGAGGGUAGCAUGCAGCAUGUCUGCCAGACUGGUCAUAUUCUGGAAGUCCCGGGUUACGUACUUCUGGUUGGAGUAGGUGGUAGUGGUAAACAAAGCCUGCCAAGGCUGGCAGCAUACAUCUACUCCAUGGAGAUCUUCCAAAUCACACUGAAGAAAGACUAUGAAAUCCAGGACCUGAGGGUAGAUCUUGCCAGUUUGUGCAUCAAGACUGGUGCCAAGAACAUGCCCACAGUGUUUUUGCUGACAGAUGCCCAGGUUCCAGAUGAACGCUUUCUUGUGCUGAUUAAUGAUUUGUUGGCAUCAGGAGAGGUUCCAAAUCUGUUCAGUGAUGAAGAUGUGGAGGGUGUAAUUGCAGGAGGUCGAAAAGUCCCAGACGUGGGAUUGACAGACACCAAAGAAAACUGCUGGAGGUACUUCUUGGCAAGGGCACUUGUAAGAAGAACAUUAAAGGAUCAUUCUGUGUUUCUUCCCAGCGGAUGCAUGCUGAGAGCCCCAGCUCGGAAGUUCCCAGCCAUCAUGAGCUGCCUGGCUAUUGACUGGCUUCAGCCGUGGCUGCAGGAGGCCCUGCGCUCCAUCCACAGGAGGCUCAUUGAGGAACCAAAGGGGUCGAGGUACAGAGCCUCCAGCUUGAAGAUCUGUAUGGCAGGGUGUGCGUAUCAUAAACAACGGGGAAAGGAGAGAAAGGCCCCACUCGUCCAGGACUCCAUCUGUGAUUUCAUGGCUUAUGCCCACACCAGUGUGAAGACGCCGAUUGCCAAAUACAAUCGGAAUAAGAGGCGAUACAAUUGCACCACUCUGAUGAGUUUCCCGGACCAAAUCGAACUGUUUAAGAGCCUAUUGGGAUAAAAACAUGAGAGGAUGUUAGAGCACAUGGAGCACUUGGUGAAUGGUAUACAAAAGCUGAAGGCAACAGCUUCUCAGGUAGAAGAUCUAAAAUCCAAACUUGCUUCUGAAGAGGCAGAACUGCAACUGAGAAAUCAAGAUGCUGAAGUUUUGAUUGCUAAAAUAGGGUUUCAGACUGAGAAUGUGAGCCAAGAAAAGGCCAUUGCUGAUGCAGAGGAGCAAAAGGUGAGAGCAAUCCAAGCAGAAGUACAUCAGAAACAGAAAAAAUGUGAUGAUGACCAGAUGCAAGCCGAGCUGCUUCUUGUUGGUGCUACAGCAGCCUUGGACAUGCUUAAUAAGGUAAAGAUUUCAGUUUGAUGUCUGAAAACAAUUUGUGCACUCCUUCAUCAACUCACCAAUGUUAUUGCUGCAGUAAUGAUUUUACUGGCACAUAAAGAUGUGCUCAAAGACCAAAGCAGGAAAGCUGCAGAAGUCUUUAUAGGAAAGGCUGAUGACUUCUUGCAAACUUUAAUCAGCCAUGAUAAGGGCAUUCCUGAGAAUUGUCUGAAAGUCAUCAAGGAACAUUUAUUGAAAGAUUUCAACCCAAGUUAUCUUCAUACAAAAUCCUUUGCAGCAGCUGCUCUCUGUGCCUGGGUUAUCAACGUAGUAAAAUUCAAUGAGCUGUAUGGCGAGGUAGAGUUGAAGCGCUGUGUGUUGGUCCAGGCAAAUGCUCAAUUUGCAGUGGCUACAGAAAAACUAGAAAUGAUUGGGAAAAAGCUUCUUAAGCAAACUUGGAAUGCUAUCCUGGGUGGCAAUCUGUGCAAACUCACAGCUUCAUCAUUUGAGAAAGCAGUUGCAGAGAAAGUCCGAUGUCAAGAUGAUGUCAACCAACCAAACAAAACUAUUGAGCUGGCUGAAGUGUCGGUCAAGGGCCUUGAGUUUGAAAAUGUGCAUUGGAGCCAAUUUGUUGAAAACCUCAAAGCACAAAAGAAAACUUUAUGUGGUGGUGUCAUGUUAGCAGCAGCAUGUGUGUCUUACUUUGGACCCUUCACAAAGCCAUCUCUCCAGGAACUGAUGGAACAUUUCUGAAUUCCCCUUCUAAAGCCACAAGUUCCUGUUCCUGUGAUGGAGGGCCUGGACCCAAUUGCCACAUUGAUGGAUGAUGCUACGACUACAACAUGGAGUAACAAGGGACUGCCUGCUGAUCGGAUGUCAGCAGAAAAUGCCACCAUUCUAACACACUGCAAGUGCUGUUUUGUUAUGAUAGAUCCCCAGCAACAGGGAAUUAAAUAGAUGACUAAAUACAGAGCUGACCUUAACGUCAUACAUGUAGGACAGAAAGGGUAUGUGCAUGCUGAAGGAUCACCUUUGUCUUGUGGAGAGAUUAUACUAAUCAAAACCAGUGAUUUUAUUGAUCCCAUGCCUGAUCUCCUGAUUGGAAGGCAUACAGUUAAAAAGGGAAGGUUCAUUUUUAGAAUCUCCAAAAAAGAAUGUGAAUUCUACAGGAAUUUCUGUCUCAUCUUUCACACUAAGUUGGCUAACUCUCACUACAAGCCAGAACUGCAGGCUCAGACCACUCUCAUUAAUCUCACUAUCACUAGGGAUGGGCUGGAAGAACAGUAGCUGGCUGUGUUGCUCGGUGCUGAAAGGCCAGACUUGGAAAAUCGUAAGUCAGUGCUGGUCAAGCAGCAGAACUGCUUCAAGAUUGAGCUCAAGCAGCUGGAGAGGGACAUGCUGCUCAGUCUGUCAGCUGCCAAAAGUUUCUUAGAUGACAGUAAAAUUGUAGAAAAACUCUAAUCAGCAAAGUCAGUUGCAACAGAAAUACAGUGCAACAUAGCUGAAGCCAAAGAAAAUGAAGUUCAAAUUAAUGUGAUGAGACAGCUUUACAGACCAACAGCCAUAAGAGCGUCUCUUUAAUUCGUUAGUAAUAGCCUGGGCAGCAUCAACCCUGUCUACCGGUACUCACUGAAGGCCUUCAUAGCAGUCUUCCACAAAGCAAUCAAGCAGGCUGAAGACAUUCAGUAGUGUAUCUCCAGUCUGACAGAAGCUGUCACAUACUCAACGUUUGUUUUUAUGAUCCAAGGACUUUUUGAAAAGGAUAAGCAUCUCCUGGCCCAAACUGCUUCUCAGAUUCUUCUAAGAAGUAAAGAGAUAGAAGCACUUGAAUUGGAUUUCCUUCUUCGAUUCAAAGUUGAAUGCACUUACAAGAGUCCUGUUGACUUCUUAACUACUCAGUCAUGGAGUGCCAUUAGGGCUAUGGCAGUGAUGGAUGUGCUCAAGGGGGUAGAUAAAGAUAUUGAAGUAUCCACCAAGAGGUGGAAGAAGUAGGUAGACUCAGAAUGUCCAGAAUGGAAAAACAAAGGCUUUCUAGAGAAACUAAUCAUACUGAGGGUGCUCCAUCUGGACAGAAUGAUGUAUGCUCUCAGGAACUUUGUGGAGGAAAAGCUUGGCUCAAAAUAUGUGGAAGGCAUGAGGAUGGACUUAGCAAAAUCAUACGAAGAGAGCCGUCCAGCCACUCCUGAGUUUUUUCAUCUGUCUCCAGGAGUGAAUCCACUUGAAGACAUGGAGACACUAGGCGAAAAGCUUGGUUUCACUAUAGACUCUGGAAGAUUUCAUAACAUCUCUUUAAGACAAGAGCAGGAGAUAGUUGCAGAGGAGGCAAUCAAUGCCACACAUGGCCACUGGGUUCUUCUCCAAAAUAUUCAUCUGGUAGCCAAGUGGCUAGUAAUCUUGGAAAAACUCCUUGAGCAAUACAGAAGUCACUCUGACUUCCACAUCUGCAUUAGUGCUGAACCAGCUCCAACCCCAGAAGAGCACAUCAUUCCUCAUGGAAUACUAGAAAACUCUGUUAAAAUUACCAGUGAACCUCCUAUGGGGAUACUAACUAAUCUACAAAUUACACUCCACAGUUUUGACCAGGAUACCCUUCAACUGCGUAGCAGAGAACGGGAAUUUAAAAGCAUCCUUUUCUCUCUUUGCUAUUUUCACACUUGCAUUGCUAGUAGACUCAGGUUUGGCCCUCCAGGCUGGAAUCAAAGAUACCUGUUCAGUACUAGAGACCUCACUGUUUGCCUCAACGUCCUCUGCAAUUAUUUGGAGACUCAUACAGAGGUAGGAUGGGAAUACUUGUGUUUUCUCUUUGGUGAAAUUUUGUAUGGUGGCCACAUCACUAAUGCCUGGGACCGCAGUCUCUGCUGUAUAUAUCUGCAAGAAGUCAAGGCCUCAUCUGUGAUAAUAUCUUUCAUAUAUAUAGCUAGAGCUCUUGAAUGA
Cygnus atratus (black swan) is the source of this 6003-nucleotide messenger RNA. It is a transcript of the gene DNAH11, whose product is annotated as dynein axonemal heavy chain 11. Gene Ontology annotation, cellular component: dynein complex. Gene Ontology annotation, molecular function: dynein light intermediate chain binding; ATP binding; dynein intermediate chain binding. The record is from RefSeq and is a predicted model, not a curated record. Gene Ontology annotation, biological process: microtubule-based movement. NCBI's taxonomy places the organism in Eukaryota, Metazoa, Chordata, Aves, Anseriformes, Anatidae.